GCGAGCAGUGCGACGCGACGUUUAGUGGUGCGCACCCACCUUGUGACAUACAGCGGGCGGAUCACACACACACAUACACACACACGCGCGUAUCAAUACCGAGAGACUGGCUCUCUGUCAGACGUGCCACACUUUGCCUCAGAGGCGUGCGUUUAGUUUUAUAAAUCGCACAUGUAUAACCUGAACAUCAACAUGGCGGGGAUCGAUGGCCCAUGCAACACACCAAAGACCCCUGAGGUGCUCAACUCGGUGAUUGCAAUGAGCAGUGGGCCUUUCACUUAUCCCAGUGGCAGCGGACCCCAUCAACAGCAGCACUCGCUGGCGCACCAAGUUUCGCCGCUCGCUGGAGGCCAGCAGGCGAUGGCGCAGUCUUCCAACUUAAUGCACCCCUCGCAAGAAAUCAUGCCACCCCCAAGUGUGCAACACACUUGCUCUCAGCUGAUUAAAGAAGGAUUAAAACUGACGAUCCAGUCAAAAAGAAAAACCAGUGGCGGCCCCGAACCCGUUUUCCCUAAUAACGACACUUCGCCCGCCGAAGACGUUAAUUCCAUGGUGCCUAAAAUGCAGUAUUUUUCUAGCAAUAUCAGUUCGUCAGGCGAUGAUGAGUUCUUUGGCUUUCAGUUGACUGCCGAGGAUGCAGAGAGAAGAAGACGACGGCGCGAAAGGAACAAAAUUGCAGCCACGAAAUGCAGACUGAAGAAACGUGAGAAGACAGUCAACCUUGUACAGGAAUCGGAAGUGCUGGACGCGCAAAACCAUGACUUGAAGGCGCAAAUAAAAAAUUUGGAAGCUGAGCAGCGGCGCCUCGUGGAUAUGUUGACGGUGCAUCAGCCGGCGUGCAUCAAUAACAUCACCAGCAACCCAGUGAGCCUGAUAGGAGUUAAGGACCCCCAGAUGGCCCCUCACAACCAGCAUCAUUACUCGAACUAUUACUCGGGUCAUGGGUCAUGCAACUCACCGCAAGAAUCCCCUCAGAAUCCCUAUGUGCAUGUGGAAGUUUACCCCCAUCACCAGGGCCUAGACAGAGGUUGUCUUGUCUAAAACGCAAGAGAGCAAACAAAAAUAUUUUUUGUACAGUACGAAAACAUGCUGAAAGCAUGAAAACUAUCUGAAAAAGUGGGACCCUCUUAAAACACUCCAAUAUUCCAUUUACUGAGAGAAUUUUAAGCUAGACACUCGCUAUUUAUUUAAAUACGGACGUAUUUUUACACUUCUCUACAAAUGUAAAAUAAACACGGAAGACAAAAAGAAAUGGAAAAUAAAAAUUAUAUUAAUUUCUUGAUGAAUUGUAAUUCCUGUCAAUGCUGAGAACAAAUAAUAAUUACAUUUGUGUUGUGUGGCUAUAUUUUUGUAUAGCACAAAAUUCGCAACACGCACUACAAUAAGAUCUUGUCGGAAGCAGCAAACUUAACAAGAGUGUGUAUGAAUGUGACAUCUUGGAAAGUGUCUGCAAAUGCUUGGCUGUGUAGUUUCAAGCCAUAGUCACCUGCUUAUUUAAGAGCAGUGAACUUCAAUGUGCCUUCCUUUAAUUUAAAAGUAAAUUAGCUGCGCGACAAUAAUUUUUUGUAAAAAAGAAAAUUAAUUUUUUACGCAGAUUUGAUACUUUUUUAAACUUUUUAAAUAGGAGAUUUUUUAAAUCGGCCAUAAGCUGAAUCAAAAUGAUUUUGUAAAAGCGAAGAGAAAUUUUAUUCUAAUCGAAUGUGUGCCUUUUAUACUUUAAUGUGCUGAGCAAAUUUAAAUUUUAAAUGAGCAAAAAUUUGCAGAGAAACUAUCCUUGAGUGCCAACUUUGUCAACUUAAUUUUAUAACUGUAUUUGUUAUAGUAUCUAUUCUAGUUGAUGAUAAAAUACACAAAAAGUAUGCAUGUAUAUUAUUUUGCUGGGAGUCAUGAGAGUUUUUUCAUGAUACUCUCUUAGCAACGAUUUCAGCAAAGGAAAAUCAAAGCAUGUUACAGGAUCAACUACUAUUAUACUAUUUAGCUUUCGGUACAAAUUUUUUCCUAUAAAUUAGUAAGAUAUAUGUUUACCAUUGAUUAAUUUCAACACAAUUAACGUUAUAUUGAUGAAAACCCUCUAUCAUUGUGAUUCUGAAUUUUAAGUGCUAAUGAUGUUACAAAAGUGGCCUCGACCAAAAUCUCACUAACAAAAAGUUCAUAGAGCGAGCAUAUCACAAUUAAAAUUUAAAGCAUCUUCUACCGACCAUGAAACAUGUCUUAAAAUAAUUGGUCACAAAAAUAUAAUUCACACCAAUUUUACUGAGAAUGUAAAAUUUGUUCG
Neocloeon triangulifer is the source of this 2275-nucleotide messenger RNA. It is a transcript of the gene Atf3, whose product is annotated as activating transcription factor 3. Gene Ontology annotation, molecular function: RNA polymerase II cis-regulatory region sequence-specific DNA binding; DNA-binding transcription factor activity, RNA polymerase II-specific. The record is from RefSeq and is a predicted model, not a curated record. Gene Ontology annotation, biological process: regulation of transcription by RNA polymerase II. Gene Ontology annotation, cellular component: nucleus. The coding region runs from base 172 to 1041 and encodes 289 amino acids. The transcript has 4 exons. Lineage: Eukaryota; Metazoa; Arthropoda; Insecta; Ephemeroptera; Baetidae.